Molecule: messenger RNA, 4224 nt
Organism: Polypterus senegalus (gray bichir)
Lineage: Eukaryota; Metazoa; Chordata; Cladistia; Polypteriformes; Polypteridae
Gene: mbtps2
Product: membrane-bound transcription factor peptidase, site 2
Exons: 11
Coding region: 361-1845 (494 amino acids)
Biological process (GO): membrane protein intracellular domain proteolysis; regulation of response to endoplasmic reticulum stress
Cellular component (GO): membrane; cytoplasm
Molecular function (GO): metalloendopeptidase activity; protein binding
Source: RefSeq, a predicted model, not a curated record
CCAAACGGCUUUCCGUAGUUAAUUCAUUUGCGCCUGCUAGUCAUGCACCAGCGAAAUCAAAAUUAAGAAGAAUUACUAUAUUCAUCCAUUGGCAAGGGGGGAAGAAACGAGUGGAAGAAGUGAGUUAGGCACGUUACAAUAAAGUGCUAGUGUAAGUGCAUACUCCAGGAGUCGCUGUGUCUCGCUACGAGAAACUGACGAUUUACGGGCGCGCAAAUAUGACGUUGAGCGACUGAUACGGAAACGAGAUGAGCACUGAAAAUCAUGUGGAUUUGUUUUUAUGCUUUCUACAGCUAUUAAUGAAAUUGCGUGUAUUUUUUUAAAUGUUUUUUAAUUCGAAACCAAGACUUGUCGCUUGCAAUGAUUCCCAUCACGGUGCUUGUUAUGCUUCUUGUAGGCUGGUGCUUGAUAUAUCUGGCGGAUACCAUUCUGAAGACUGCAACUAGUAUUAAACACUCAUAUGAAAACUGGCUUGCAUCAAAUGGACUUAUGCUUUCUCCAUUUCAUGUCAGAUGGCAGACUGGGCUUUUUAACCGUUUGUUUGCCAAAUGGGGACGAUGGAAUCCCAAAUUUUUGUAUUACUGGUUUACCAUGGGGAUGGUAUUUGGAAUAAUGGCAAUGUUUGGAUCUAUCAUACUUCUUUUCAAGACCCUGAUGCAGACUUUAUCCCAAAUGAUGUAUGAGAACCCAGAUGGUUCACAUGAGCAGGUGUUGCAGGUUGUGGUGCCUGGUGUUAAUCUUCCUGUCAGUCAAAUGGCUUAUUUUUUUGUUGCAAUUCUCAUUAGUGGUGUCAUUCAUGAAAUUGGCCAUGGGGUGGCAGCAAUCAGAGAACAAGUACGAUUUAAUGGAUUUGGGAUGUUCAUUUUUAUUAUCUAUCCUGGUGCAUUUGUGGAUCUGUUUACAACUCACCUACAGCUUAUAUCUCCAGUUCAACAGCUACGCAUUUUCUGUGCAGGGGUAUGGCACAAUUUUAUCCUGGGAUUAGCAGCAUUAGUCUCCCUGUUGGUACUGCCACUGUUCCUCCUUCCGUUCUACUAUACAGGAGCUGGUGCCCUGAUCACAGAAGUCAUAGAGGAUUCUCCUGCAAGUGGCCCCAGAGGAUUGUUUGUUGGUGACCUUGUUACCCAGUUGGAGGACUGUCGUGUUCUAAGUGUAGAAGACUGGCAUUCAUGCAUGAAGGAAAUUAUUUAUAGACCUCAGACUGGAUACUGUGUUAAUGAGGCAACUUUACAGUGGGUACAGGCUCCAAACAGAGCUUUCAAAAGGCUUGAUGGCACCAUGGAAUGCUGCAAUAACAACAGCCUCACAGAUAUUUGCUUUACUUACAGCAACAACUUAGAUAGUCAUCUGUAUGCUUGCUUACCUGCAAGGAGGGCUAUUGAAUCCAGCGGCAUAUGUCGAUCCAAUACAGACUGUCAAAAGGAUUUUGUUCCUGAGCUGUGCCUAAUUCCUUCUCUAGAGAACCAGACACGACUAAUUCGUGUGAAACACCAACCACAGAUGGAUAUGCUGUUUGUUGGAUAUCCACUUCAUCUUCAGUAUGCGGUGAGCAUAACAAACUUUGUGCCACGGCAUGGAUUUCUUCAUUUUGAUUUGCCGGUAGUAAUGGAAACAUUUUGCAAAUAUGUGAUAUCUCUUUCAGGGGCCCUUGCAGUUAUUAAUGCUGUACCUUGCUUUGCACUGGAUGGUCAAUGGAUACUAUCUUCCUUUCUGGAAGCUACGUUUUCCUCUUUGAUUGUGGAAAAGCAAAACAGAGAACUGUUAGGAUUUUUUAUCUUACUUGGAGGGAGUAUCCUCCUAGCAUCCAAUGUAGCUUUAGGAUUGUGGAUGGUCACUGCUAGGUAGCCUUUAAGUUGGAAAUACUCAAUUUCAAGACAUAUCUUGUUUUUAUUACAAGCUGGAGAUGAAAGGCUUAAAAACUGUAAAAUUAUCACACCAUUUUAAACUUUUUAAAAGGGUAAUAGUUCUGUAAAUUUUAAAUUUUAAUACUGUAUGUUUUACAAAUAGUAGAAACAUUUUUAAUUGAAUGCUUGUUUUUAUAAAUAAGCAGCUUGAUGCUUCACCACAUCUAGCAUUAGCUGACGGGUUCACAUGACUUUUAUUUUUUGGUUUUCUCUCAGAAUAUAUAUUAGCGGGCUUUCUGUUUACAAAUUUGAAGGAAACAAAUAUAUUGGCUUUCAUAACAAUGUUUAAAAGAAACCAUCUUCAAAGCAAUUAAGUUCUGUAACUUAAGUGAGGUCUCUGUGGUUGUCCCUUUUGCAUAAGCUAAUAUGCAAACAAUGUAGAAAAAAAAUGCCCAAACUUUUCAGGAUAACAUGUAGGAAGAUGAAUGUCAUAAGAUUUUUAGGAAGAGCAUUACAUUUAUCAGACUUCGCAUGAAGUUAACUAACAGUGCAGGAUCACUGUUUUUAUAUUUACACUUUAAACACUUUUUUCUCCUGUAGAUACUUGAUUAAAUAUUGGUGACUCUGUGCACUUAUUGAAGAUUUAAAGUCAUUUAAAAUCUUUUAAUAAGUAUGUUUAAGACAGGGUUAAUAAACAAAAAAUUGUAUGUAGAUUAAGAUUGUUAUGUAGUCAUUAUGUUUAAGCUAAUAAGAACAUACUUGUUUUGAUUUCAGAUAAGCUGUUAGUCAACUGAUAUUUAUAUUUUAGAAAAUUUGAUCAAUCCAAACUCAUAAUUAAGAAAAACAGCUGAUCCAUAAACAUAUUUUUAGUGGUAUAUGACCCUAGAUUUUUUUUUUAGCUUCUCUAGAAUACAAUCCUCACAUUCUAUGUACUUUUAAUACAGACUAGCCCCCCUGUUGUUAUGUUGUAGAGUUCCUUCUCUGACCAACAAUAAAAAAUGAAAACAUAAUAAAAUUAAGCAAUCAUGUAAAUAAGUGGUAAUUAGCAAUUAGAAAUUUAUUUUAGUUGUUUUUAAAGUAGCCUGCAUUAUUCUGCAGUGUAAGAUAUGUUACUGCCCUGCCUUAACAUUAAGACUCUGCCCAUUUUAUUGACAUGUACUCAUUAAUGAGAGCUCAACUUGUAAAGGAAAACUCAUAUUCAUUAUCUGUAAGUCUGUGUGUCUGGUCCUCCUUUUCCAAAUUUAGAAUCACAGGAAGAUGGAUCUUACUGUGACAAAGUAAUUAAAGGACAGGGACCGAUUCUGGAUAGUCCCAGUACAUUGCCAGAGUCGAGCACACAUCCAGACCUUCUUAGAGUUGUCAGUCACCUUUACGUACAUGUCUUUGGGAUGGAGGAGAAAAACAGCAACCACAGAAAAAUCUACACAGAGCGUGAAUAUUCAACAUAGCCAGUGACUAGUUGGAAUUCAGGCCCAGUUUCCUGGAAUUGUGUUGGAGCCUAAACCCUUGAGCAUUGUUGCACUCUCUUAAAUGGAGGCAACAAGCUGUGGAGUCUGAAUGAAUAAUACCUAUAGCAUCCAUAUGCGAUAAAGCUUUGUUUGUGUUGAGUAAGAUUUAGGUUACAUGCUUACUUGGUAUUGAUGUGGUCACAUACCUAUGUUUAUGCAUGCUUAUGUAAAGUAUGGAAAUAACUUAAUCUGUAAAUGUUAUAAGUUUCUUUAAACAUCCCAGCAUGAUAUUCUUUAAGAAAAUAAUGGACAAUUUACACUUGCAUUAUCUUAAUGUGAAAGAGGGCAUUUCUUAAGGGAGAGUGAUAUAUAUAUAUGCGCUACUUGUAAACCAAAAGGAAAGGUUUAUCAGUUCUGUUUCCCAGUGUUCAUUUAACUUAGCAGAACUGUGAUGUUUAAUUGUGUUUUCUUUUUUUUUAAAUGGGUUAUCUCCUUACAGGACAAAAAUGGCAUUAGAGAUUACUUGCAUGUCUGCCACAUUUUAAACUUGCAGUUUUGAUAUCUUAUUUGAUAUUGGUAAGUUGAAAAAUAAAGGACUACACCAACAACCCUUGAAAGUAUAUAGCAAUUGCCACUAUUAUACAGUGGACAAUUUUUGUGUAAUAUCAUUACAAGAUCUUGUAUAACGUUUAUACAAUCUGAAUGAUUUAAUUAUAAAUCUGUGAUACUAAAGGAGAACAAGGUAGAAAAUGUAAUUUGUUGUAAAUGUACAGCAAUGUAAAUCCAAGUGUGCUGAAUCAGGGCUAGGUAUGCAGAGUGCAUUAAUAUUCACAUUUCUCUCAUUAAUUAUAUAGUCAAAAGCAAAAAAGGUGUUUUUAACAGCAUUACAUUUAUUUUUCAUUUUGUUUUAUGGUUUUACAACCCUUGCAAGU